Molecule: messenger RNA, 1288 nt
Organism: Alligator sinensis (Chinese alligator)
Lineage: Eukaryota; Metazoa; Chordata; Crocodylia; Alligatoridae
Product: zinc transporter ZIP2
Biological process (GO): zinc ion transmembrane transport
Cellular component (GO): plasma membrane
Molecular function (GO): zinc ion transmembrane transporter activity
Source: RefSeq, a predicted model, not a curated record
GAUGCUUUUUCCUUCUGGAGAGGUAGACUGGCUCUGAUGCGGCCGCAGGCUGCUGGCACCGGAGCGGGGCUGGGGAAUGGGGCUCCAAUCUGCACCCUAUCAGUAACUCAAUCUCCCAUCUUGCAGCCCUGAUGAGGCCUGAGUCCUGUGGUCCCAUGACUGCUGGCACCAAGCACCACCCAGUGAGCAAAGAGUCCAGUGGAUGGGUCUGAAAGGCUGAGUUGGCUUCUUCCCGCGUGGGGGAUCCUUCUGGACUACAGCAGGGCCAUGGGCCCCUGGGGCUCUAAGAUCACCAUUGAGGUCGCCCUUGGCUGACGUGAGCUGAGGAGUGUAACAACCCAGGGGCGUCUGGCCCUGCACUGUCCCCUAAAGAGAUGGAGCUGCUCCUGGCUGUGAAGAUCGGCUGCCUGGUGGGGCUGCUUCUCCUCACGCUGUUCUGCGGCCUCGUCCCGGCUCAGGUGAAAUGGUUCCAGAUCCACGCAGCCACAGGAAGACACCGACGCAUCCUGAACUUCAUUGGCUGCUUUGCAGCUGGGGUCUUCCUGGGUGCCUGCCUCAUGCACAUGGUAGCUGAUGCACUGGAGGAUAUCAAGGAGGAGCUGGAGAAGCGGAUGCAGCAGGUUAGUCCUAGCCAGAACGUCACAGGGAGCGCAAACAGUUCGUCUGGGGCUGAUGAUGGCAAAGCUGAGCUGGAUUACCCUUUUGGGGAGCUCGUCAUCUCCUGUGGCUUCUUCCUGGUCUUUCUGAUCGAGAGCCUGGUGGUUCACUGCUGCCCUUCAGCCACUCAUUCCCAUGGAGCUGCAGCAUCCGACAAAGACCCCAAGGACAGCGCCCUAUCACCCAGCUCCUUCCGGGCCCUGGUGCUCUUCGUCUCGCUCUCCUUCCACUCUGUUUUCGAGGGGCUGGCUGUUGGGGUGCAGCGGGACAAAACAGAAGUGCUGCAGCUCUGUGGAGCUGUUCUGGUCCACAAGGCCAUCGUGGUCUUCAGCCUGGCCCUCAAGCUAGUGCAGAGCGGCACUCGGGCCCGCUGGAGGCUGGUCUACUUGGUGCUUUUUGCCCUUAUGUCCCCUGCUGGCAUUGCUGUGGGCAUUGGGGUCUCGUUUUCUGGGGGGGAUGCCAGCAGCCUGGCCAGGGCUGUACUGGAGGGGGUGGCAGCUGGGAUCUAUGCUCCGCUGGCCAAAUUCUUCUUCAUUGGCAUUGGCUUCACAUUCAUGGCUGUCAUUGCCAUAUGGGCCUGAUGAUGGGGGAAGGCCAAGAAAUGGGAUGGGGGGCCUUUCCUCCUGGCAGG